Molecule: messenger RNA, 1519 nt
Organism: Numida meleagris (helmeted guineafowl)
Lineage: Eukaryota; Metazoa; Chordata; Aves; Galliformes; Numididae
Gene: PDCD1LG2
Product: programmed cell death 1 ligand 2
Exons: 7
Coding region: 178-1146 (322 amino acids)
Biological process (GO): cellular response to lipopolysaccharide; positive regulation of T cell proliferation; negative regulation of T cell proliferation
Cellular component (GO): external side of plasma membrane
Source: RefSeq, a predicted model, not a curated record
UAGGAACAUGAGCUGCUUUAUUCAGCAAUAGUUGUUAGACUGGUUAUGAGAGCCAGACGGAUAGCUGCUGCUGCCAUGCAAACAGGAUACAGCUCUUCUACAUUCUGAAAAUCUUAGCUGUUAUUUGAACCUUAUUCUCCCAAUGGUUGCAUAAAGAUCCUAUAUCCACCUGAGAAAAUGUUCCAAAUCCUGACAAGGCUGUUGCUGGAAAUGCAGCUCUGUGCGGUUUCAGCUUUAUUCACAGUUGAAGUUCCUCAGCAGCUAUACGUUGUGGAGUAUGGGAGCAAUGUGACCAUGGAAUGCAGAUUCCCCGUGAACAGCUCAUUGAACCUGGGACUCCUGAGUGUUGUCUGGGAGCAGAAGAGGCAAGGUCAGCUGGAAUCAAGAGAUGUGUACACAUUUCACAAUGGGAAAGCACUCCUUUCAUCCCAACAUCAUGAUUACAUGGGAAGAGCAGCUCUGUUACACAACGAAUUGAAAUCGGGACGAGCUAUCCUUCAAAUCACCAGCGUCAAGAUCACAGAUGCAGGAUCUUACCUUUGUCUCAUUGACUACCAAGGUGCUGACUACAAGUACAUUACUUUGGAAGUAAAAGCAUCCUACAAGACAAUAAACACACAGAAAACAAGAAAGUGGAAUGAAGAUAAGUUUGCUUUCAUAUGCCAGUCAGAAGGCUUUCCUCUGGCAGAGGUAUUCUGGCAAAACGAAAAGAACUUCAGUCUCAGUGGGUCUGCAAAUACCACCUACACACUGACUGCAGACGGUCUCUACAAUGUCACCAGCAUCCUGAUAUUCAACCAAAACAUGAAUGAGAACUACAGCUGCAUAUUCUGGAAUAAAGAACUGAACGAAAAUACUUCAGCUCACAUUUACUCUUUAGCUUUAAUGAGUACACAGUAUGGUGGACAAAAGUCCCUGAUCUUAUUUAUCGUCGCCACGUGUGUGAUAAUACUGGCAUUUCUCUCUGCAUUAACAAUCUUUCAAAAGAGAAAAUCAUUCAAGAAUUGCCGUGCUAAAAAAGACAGGAAAGGAAAAUUGAGCCCUAAUGUGACAGAUGAGAACAGAGACUACUGUAAUUCUCAAAUGGAGAAUUCACACUUGUCAACCGUCCCAUUUUCUGGAGAAAGCAGGAAUGUGAGUCUGUGAAAAUUCAUCAUCUCACAUGCAGCAAUUUGCACUUUUUUUUACCUGUUUUUGAGGACUUCAGAGAAAAGCUACCACACCAGGUUCAGAUGAACAGAUGAACUCAUGGAUUUGUUGGCACUAGAGCAAUGGACAGCUGUACAUCUUCAGAUACAGUAUCUUGAAGUUACUGAGAAUUAUGCUGUCAUUCAAUAUGGUUUGCCACUGGAAGAAGGUUUUCUCCAGUUCUUUUGAUUCACUUUAUUUUUGAACUUACUGUGGCUCAAUGAAAUUUAGUUCAAAGAGCACUUUUAUUAACUGAUACAGUCUCAAGAAUGUUGCUUGGAUUCAAACAUCCUGUGGGAAUUUGAAUAAAAGCUAUAUAUGCUGCCCUAUA